Sebastes umbrosus (honeycomb rockfish) is the source of this 1873-nucleotide messenger RNA. Its product is annotated as ladderlectin-like. Lineage: Eukaryota; Metazoa; Chordata; Actinopteri; Perciformes; Sebastidae. The record is from RefSeq and is a predicted model, not a curated record. Gene Ontology annotation, molecular function: signaling receptor activity. The coding region runs from base 548 to 1276 and encodes 242 amino acids. The transcript is spliced from 7 exons.
CCGUAAACAGGAAAAAAAAUGGCGGCUGCGUGGACUGGUGGACUGAGCUGCGAGCUACAACCGUACUUUAAACAUGUAUUUCUUUACGUUUCGGGCAAAUUAUCUCCAUUAAAAGUAUGCCGAAUUAUCCAUUAGUAGUUCCUGUUUGUAAUGCACCCGUGAAUGUACAGACAAGUAUCACUGCAUUAGUUUAAUACUGAAGAAAACUUAAAAACGUGAUGAUUCUCAGGCAGGUUCUGUAGUGAGUCACGGCGUCUUUUUAUUCCCCUCCUGUGAUUUCUAAACGGAUUUAUUGACGUUUAUUCGAGAUGGACACUGAAUGUAACGACAUCCACGGAACGUGAGCUCAUUGUUGGAGUAACGUCUGACCUCGAAGCUUCGGUGAAGUCGUGGGAAAUUGAGAAAAAGAAUGAGACGUGUCGGCGAUUGUUCAGGAUAAAAGGCCCGUAGCAGCAGAGGAGCUCAACACACCGGCUGAUCCUGAAGCAGGCCACAUUCCUCCUUCAUCAUCAUCAUCAUCAUCAUCAUCAUCAUCAUCAACGCCACCAUGAGGGCGCUCAGCGUGUCUCUGACUCUCUGCAGCUUUCUGAGCCUGAGUCUGAGUCGGUUCAUCCAGAUCCCCUCCAACUCCACCAACGGCUCCGGGCGCUCGGGCCUCUGCGAGUACGCGAACCAGCAGGGCCAGCUCGGCCAGCUCGGCCAGCUCGGCCAGUUCAGCGACAGCGAGAUGUUCGUCCCGCAGUGCGACACCUACGGCGACUUCCUCCCACAGCAGUGCUGGCCGUACAGCGGCUACUGCUGGUGCGUCAACGUCGUCACCGGAGAGGAGAUACCUAACACCAGGACGCCGCUGGGGAGCGUGGCCGUCGACUGUGAACGGGCGUACUACUGCCCGCACGAAUGGUCCCGCUUUGGAAAUCAGUGUUUCGUCUUCAUCGACAACCCGAAGACCUGGUCCGAAGCCGAGAGUUACUGUUUGUUCGAAGUGGCCAAUCUGGCGUCGGUCAUGAGUCCUGAGGAGGAGCACUUCAUCCAGGCUUUGACCCGAGGAGACACCCACGACUUCCCCCAUGUCUGGAUUGGUGGCCAUGACGCCGUGCAUUCCUGUUUUUGGAUGUGGAGUGACGGCUCCAAGUUUAGCUACGAGAACUGGGCCAAGGAUUACAACCUGGAGAGAAAUGAGCACUGUCUGAUGAUGAAUUAUGGGCAUCACAGGAAGUGGAACUACGCCUCCUGCGACGACGCCCUCCCUUUCGUUUGUGCCAAGAGGAUCUGAACAAGUCGGAUCCGACAGCCGGAGCAAUGUUUCCUUUUUGGUUUUUUUUAGUUCGAGUCCGGCUAAAUCCACCUGAAAAGACCUGGUCCGGGUCUAUCUACCUGAACUCCCUAUAGGUCCUGGACCAACCAGUCUUAACUCGUAUCUGUCUCAGCAUAUGACCUCCUUUUGUAUUAAGUCAGUAGAAUCCAAGAAUUGUAAUGUCACUAAAACUAUUGUGUUAAAAGAUUGUAAUUGCAAAAUAUGAAAACAAAAAUACAUGAAUGUACCAAGCCUGUCAGGAGGAAAAGUGUUUAUUAUGUGUGCUCUCAAAAUAUAUAGUUUUGUACAUAAUUAAGAUGUUUAGUAUAUUUCUUUCUGUCCCCGAUGGGAUUAAUAUUAAAGAAUAAUUUCUUGCGUAAAGCACUGUUAAGUUUAAAUCAGGACACACCACAAACAUAUUCUAAAAGGAAAUACAGUGUGUGUGUUUAGGCCUGUGAUUUCGUAACGCAGCACCACGUACCCUUUUGGACUCACAAACAAACAGCAGUUGCUCAAUAGUUUCCCGAAACUGAUGGACUCACUGCAACGCCUUCACAAUAAAAGCUUUGACUGUGA